AUGUCGACCGUUAAAGAAGAGUCCUACAAUUUGCCAUCCACAAGUGGCACCAGCGUUGCAGUUGCAGCCGAUCAGAGAGGAGCAGCUGGCAAUGAAUCUGUAGUUACAUAUUGUGCCGAAUACAUUAGUAUACGUGUCACAACUAGCGCCAGGACCAACGAAGUACAUUUCCGUUUGAAACCUGAUGUAACAUUUGUUUGUAUGAAAACAACAUACUGCAAAAAAUUGGGUUUUAUUAAUAAGGAUGAUUCGCGUUUUGUGUAUGAUUGUAUACGAAUCGCUGAUGAUUAUACACCAAAAUCGUUACAUAUGAUGGAUGGUGAUGUUGUUGAGAUAUACCAAGUACUAAGAAAUUAAGGGUUCUUA
This is a messenger RNA of Myzus persicae (green peach aphid), 366 nucleotides long. RefSeq names its product small ubiquitin-related modifier-like. The transcript has a single exon. The record is from RefSeq and is a predicted model, not a curated record. NCBI's taxonomy places the organism in Eukaryota, Metazoa, Arthropoda, Insecta, Hemiptera, Aphididae. The coding region runs from base 1 to 357 and encodes 118 amino acids.